AUGAACGGGAGCGAAUCAUCAGAGAAGACACGGACACAUGGAUCAUCGGCCACCCGUCUUCGCCGUGUGCUUUGCAGUACCCCGAUCUCGUCGAAAAAGUGGCAAAAUGUUGACCAGUGGGGCGUGCUGGCGUGCUUUUCCAGGCUGUUGAAAAACUUGAAAAUCAGUCAUCGCGCCGAUGUGACCAGGAAAAACACGGCUUAA
This is a messenger RNA of Ostreococcus lucimarinus CCE9901, 204 nucleotides long. RefSeq lists its product with no specific name. The record is from RefSeq and is a predicted model, not a curated record. The transcript has a single exon. Bases 1 to 204 code for a protein of 67 amino acids. Lineage: Eukaryota; Viridiplantae; Chlorophyta; Mamiellophyceae; Mamiellales; Bathycoccaceae.